Molecule: messenger RNA, 867 nt
Organism: Spirometra erinaceieuropaei
Lineage: Eukaryota; Metazoa; Platyhelminthes; Cestoda; Diphyllobothriidea; Diphyllobothriidae
Source: the annotation of a GenBank genome assembly
AUGACGCCCACCGUCUGCAAUCUGCUCGCCGAGGAACAUCGCCUAAACAAAGCCUACGUCAGUCGCCCUACUGACGAGAACGCAUCAGCCUUCUAUCGUUAUCGCCGCCUUGCGCAACAGGGGCUGUGGGAGAUGCAGGAGGCUUGGACGGUUCGCAAGCCCGAGGAGGUCCAAGGGCAUGCGGACUGCAACGAAUGGAAGAACUUCUACGCAUCUGUCAAGGCUAUCUACGGUCUCACGGCCAAAGGAACCUCGCUUCUGCUCAGCUCCAACGGAACUACCCUAUUCACUGAGAAGACGUGAAUUCUGAUGAGAUGGGCCAAAGACUUCAGAGGUGUCCUCAAACGCCCCUUCACCAUCUACGACGCCGUCAUUGCCCGACUGCCUCAAAUGGAGACCAACGCCGACCUCCACCUCCCGCCCUUUCUACACGAAACUAUCAGGGCUGUGCAGCAAAUCUUCAGCUUGAAAGUCCACGAAUCAGACGCGAUUCCAAUUGAGAUUUACAAGCACGGCAGUCUCCAACUCAUGGAUUACCUAAUAACGCUCAACCAGGAAAUGUACUCUCAGGGUAAUGUCCCUCAUGACUUCGAGAACCUCAAAGUCAUCUACCUCUGCAGGCGGAAUUGGGACCGCCAAAUCCGCAGCAACCACAGAGCAAUCCCGCUGCUCACCAUCGGCGGAAAGAUUUUCGCUCGCAUCCCCAUCAACUGUCUCAACAAACAUCUGCAACAGGAUCUCUUGUCGGAAAGCCAGCGCAGUUUCCGCCGUCAUCGUGAAAUCACCGACAUGAUCUUCGCUGCGCGCCAGCUUCAGGAGAAGUGCCAUGAGGUACACAUCCACCUCUGCUCUGCCUCGCGGGGCUAA